Molecule: messenger RNA, 970 nt
Organism: Oppia nitens
Lineage: Eukaryota; Metazoa; Arthropoda; Arachnida; Sarcoptiformes; Oppiidae
Product: motile sperm domain-containing protein 2-like
Exons: 2
Coding region: 68-907 (279 amino acids)
Source: RefSeq, a predicted model, not a curated record
UUGUUAAACUAUAAACAUUUAUUCAUAAAAGCAAUCAAUCAAAUAUUACUUAAAAUAUUAUACAUUAAUGCCAGUUCAGACCAAUGCCGAUAUUACCGCCGGUUUGGUGCAAGUCUUGAGGGGCAAGUUCUUGGCUGAGUUUGCCAUAACUCACGACGAGUUUGACAGUCGAGACAUCGAUAAUAUACGCAACAGUGAUGUUAUUAUUCGCAGAUAUCUCGAGUACAAGAAUGGAAGUAUUGAAGAGUCAUUGAAGAUGUUGACGACUGCCAUGAAGUGGAGAAAGUCGUUUGGUGUCAAUGAUCUCAAGGAGUGUUCGUUUCCGCGCGAAUACUACCAAACGGGUGGUCUCUUUACGUACGGAACCGAUCUGAACGGCGCCCGUCUUAUCAUAUUUCGUGUGAUGUGCAACAAGAAGAUCACUGUUUGGACGGAACAGUUGAAGAAAUUUAUUGUUUAUCUCAUUGAAAAUGAAAGCAUCAAAAUAGCUAAUAAUGAAUGUCCCGGAGUUUGUAUUGUGUUUGACUGUAACGGCGCCGGCAUCUCAAACGUUGACACCGAUUUGCUUUCAUUUAUUGUCCAUAGUUUUCAAGACUAUUAUCCAAUGGUCUUGCAAUCAGUGAUUAUACACGAACUGCCCUUCUUAUUGAACUAUGUCUUCAAAUUGGUGUUGUCGUGGCUGCCGAAAGACCAUCGGGAAGUAUUUCAUUCGGUCAAAAAAGAUGAUAUCAAUCAAUACAUAGCUAGUGAUCAGUUGCCUGAUUUUAUGGACGGAACCAAUGAAAUGCCAUACAAAUUGUAUCCAAAAUCAGCACUAACUGCUCACGAGUUAGCCCCACAGAUUGGUAUUAAUGAUAAAGAUGUGGAAAAGCUGAUCCAACACGUCCAACAGUUUAUCGAUAAAUAAUGAUUUACUGAUUAUUAUUUGUUGUUUUUUAUAUUUAAGUAUUUAUUAAUUUACUUUUAUAUA